Messenger RNA from Carica papaya (papaya), 894 nucleotides. Its product is annotated as DUF1499 family protein. Lineage: Eukaryota; Viridiplantae; Streptophyta; Magnoliopsida; Brassicales; Caricaceae. The record is from RefSeq and is a predicted model, not a curated record.
AGGAUAGAGAGAAAUGACGACCAGAACCAGAACCCGAGCUCGAGCCGGAACAAAAGCAGCAAAAAUGGCUUCAAUGGCAUUGCCAAGUGCCUACUAUUACUCCAAGAAUUACAGAAAAUGUCAUAACGGCUCCAUAGUUUCCCUUUCCGUCGUCUCUCAAUCUCAAAAUCCCGAAGACAAACUCUCUCAACCAAUGGCUCGAAGAGAAAUAAUACUGAGGAGCAGCGAAUUAGCAGUAUUCGGCGCAAUCUUCCAAUUCAGUGGAAAAAAGCCCGAGUACUUGGGUGUGCAGAAGAGUGUACCGGCAUUAGCACUUUGUCCAGCUACGAGGAAUUGCAUAUCUACUUCCGAGAAUAUCAGUGAUCUCACCCAUUAUACUCCCCCUUGGAAUUACAAUGGAGGGAGUGCUAGGAAAAGACCAGUGAGCAGAGAAGUAGCAAUGGAGGAGCUUAUUCAAGUGAUAAAGUCCACAAAACCUGACAAGUACAGUCCUCGCAUAGUGGAAAAGAAAGACGAUUAUGUUCACGUGGAAUAUCAAAGUCCAAUUUUGGGGUUUGUAGAUGAUGUCGAGUUCUGGUUUCCGCCAGGGAAGAACUCCAUUGUGGAGUAUCGAUCUGCCUCCCGACUAGGGAAUUUUGAUUUUGAUGUCAACAGGAAGAGAAUCAAGACAUUGCGACUAGAAUUGGAGAAAAAAGGAUGGUCUUCUGCAGAGAGUUUCUGAGAGGCCAUGCUUAUUCAUGCAACGUAUUGCUGUGUACAUCUUCAAUGAAUUUUAUUGAUGAUAGGGUAGGCAAAAAGAAAUUGAACAAACAAAACAUGGCUGUUAUUCCUGAUUGUUCAGAAAGGGCAAAAUUCAUGAUGUACUGAAAUCAUUUGAAGAAAUUAAGUGCUGUA